AAUACAUCCUCAUCCAGCUUUAGUCUGCCACGCUAGUUUCAGUUUGCACGCUUGAAUUCAAGAAUACUAGUAAUCAUUAGGUAUCAGCAACAGAAGUGGGGUUUUCAGGAAUCUCUGGAACGGAUGAGUACCCAGCUCACUGGUCUCUGGCCCAACGUUCCGGCUACCAAGCUCAGCGGCGGACAGAGUCUUCCUAGCAGAAUCUACUCACCGCCUUCCACCAUAUGCGCCGCUCAUCCUCCUCCCUCUUCGUCUUCUAUUCAGAUUGUUGGUGGAAAAGCUUUGGGAUGGCAGACAAAUGGGAAUUCAAAACCGAGUACAAAUUUAGGGAGAACUGAAGGAGAAAAUGACUGGGAUGAUUUGGAAACUGAUCUAUAUCACUGGACGAAGGCAUUACGCCCUAUUCAGUGGUUUCCUGGGCACAUUUCAAAAACUGAAAAAGAACUCAAGGAGCAACUGAAACUGAUGGAUGUUGUUAUAGAGGUUCGAGAUGCAAGGAUUCCAAUGUCGACUGGCCAUCCACAGAUGGAUGCAUGGCUUGGCAAUCGGAAAAGAAUCUUGGUUUUAAAUCGAGAGGACAUGAUAUCCGCUGCAGAUAGGAAUGCUUGGGCAAAUUAUUAUGCUAGACAAGGUGUAAAAGUGAUCUUUUCCAAUGGGCAGCUGGGGAUGGGUACCAUGAAGCUAGGUAGGUUGGCAAAGGAAUUAGCAGGUGGUGUGAACAUGAAACGCAGAGCAAAAGGACUGCUCCCUCGUCCAGUUCGAGCUGGAGUAGUUGGAUACCCUAAUGUUGGUAAAUCAUCCUUAAUAAAUCGCUUGCUAAAGCGUCGAAUGUGCCCAGCUGCUCCAAGACCUGGUGUUACUAGAGAACUGAAAUGGGUCCGGUUCGGAAAAGACUUAAAAAUGCUUGAUUCACCGGGUAUAAUUCCAAUGAGGAUCAGUGAUCAGUCUGCAGCAAUAAAACUUGCCAUAUGUGAUGACAUUGGAGAGAGAUCUUACGAUGCAGCUGAUGUUGCAGCCAUUCUUGUGCAAAUGCUUUCAAGGCGACCAACUGUAGGUAUGACAGCUCUGCAUGGCCGCUACAAGAUUGAGGCAGAUGGUAGCUGUGGUAGAGUCUUUGUUCAGAAGCUUGCGAAUCAUUUAUUCAACGGUGACACGCAUCAAGCUGCAUUCCGUAUUCUGUCAGAUUUUCGAAAGGGAAAGUUUGGCUGGAUAGCUUUGGAGAGACCUCCAAAAUAGGACUUGGAUCAUGCUUUACCGGCACUGUACUUUAAUCGACAUCCACCUCAUGUUUGGAAAGCGUGGAGGAUUUAAUACUUGGUCUGGUGCCCUACAUGUAACACAAGGAGCUGAAGCAGUUUGUCUAUUUUCAAGCUACUCUGCCAUAAAAGCACAUACAAGCAUUUAGCAGCUAAAAUGUGGGUUCUGCUGGUUUGGGAAGUGCUCUAGGGUUGAUCCUGGUGUUUCUACAAUUGACUGUCCUUUUGCCUUGUAAUUUGACAGCACUGUAGCACACCUCGUUUUUACUGACCUUUCCUCAUUGUGAAAUGACCGCAAUACUGAAAAUUACUGCCACAGUGCAAUAUUACCGGUAUAGGCCAAUCCCCUUUUUUCCAAAAAUUAGGAGAAAAUAUAAUUGUAGUAUGAUGUAUCUUCUUCUUUGUGUUUGCAAUUUCCUCAUGAUUA
This is a messenger RNA of Coffea eugenioides, 1683 nucleotides long. RefSeq names its product DAR GTPase 3, chloroplastic. Gene Ontology annotation, molecular function: GTPase activity; GTP binding. Bases 124 to 1236 code for a protein of 370 amino acids. NCBI's taxonomy places the organism in Eukaryota, Viridiplantae, Streptophyta, Magnoliopsida, Gentianales, Rubiaceae. Gene Ontology annotation, cellular component: mitochondrion. The transcript is spliced from 9 exons. The record is from RefSeq and is a predicted model, not a curated record.